CAAGGGGCAAGGGAAUUAGAGAAUCGUCACGUCAAUCAAACACUCUGCAGGAAACGGGGUGCAUUUGAAGUAUAGCAGUUUCCAUUCAUUGCAAUAAUUAAUGUAUAGCAAUAUUAUUAUUGCAACUGUUUAAAAAAAUGCGUCUUCUAUUCCUGCACAUAUUAGUUUGUAUAAAUCUAGUACCAUCUGCAACUGGGAAAACCAUAUCAGGAUUUUUCAGCAGCGUUGCAGCAAGAAAUACAAGAGGACAGUACAUUGGAAAAUUUCUGUAUCACGGGAAGAAUGCAUUAUUACACUGCAGAAUUGAAGACAUCCAAGCAGCUGUUGAGAAGGAAGCCACACUGAUCCUCUUCCGUGAGCAUACAUGGCUAAACCUGCAUGAAUCCGAAAAUCUGAGCUGUUUAGAGUAUCUUUCAAAAGCUGAGCUGACAGUUACUUUGAAUCAAGAAGAGAACAACCAGACAAUACCCCAGCUCCAUUUCCCUCAGACAUGGUAUGUUAGUUAUGUGGACCAUCAUACCUGUGAAGAAGGUGAUAUCAUUGCUUCAGAUGCAAUUCAAUUUGAGAUCAUGAUGUUCAACCCUGAUGCGGAAGGGAAUCCACUGGAUCACUUUAGUGCAGAAGAAACUGGCUUACAAGGCUUCUAUUUUCUGCUCUUAUUGGCCUACUUUGUAGCUACCUGUAUAUAUGCUCAACCACUAUGGCAGACUAUGCAAAAAGGUGGCCCAAUGCACACAGUUUUAAAAGUUUUGUCUACCGCAUUGCUGCUGCAGGCCGGUGCAGCAUUAUUUAACUACAUCCACUUGUCAAGGUACGCAAAGGAUGGUAUUGGGAUUCCUAUUAUGGGUGGUUUCGCCGAACUUUUUGACAUGGUUUCCCAGAUUCAGAUGCUGUACAUGCUGCUGAGUUUAUGCAUGGGCUGGACUCUGGGUAAAAAUCGCAAAUCCCAGAGCAAGCCCCUGCAGUGGGACUCCACUCCAACAUCAACAGGAAUUGCUUUGGCAGCUGUAAUCACUCAGGGUAUUCUAUUACUUUGGGAGCAGUUUGAAGAUGCAGAUCACCACGGUUACCAUGCUCACCGCAGUAUGGCAGGAUUGCUGCUAAUUGGUUUAAGGGUGAGCCUCUCCAUGUUGUUCGCUUCUAGCCUUUACCAAAUCAUCACAGUUGAGAGAAGUGCACUUAAAAGGGACUUCUACUUAAGCUUUGCAAAGGGCUGCUUUUUGUGGUUCUUGUGCCACCCAACAAUUGUGGCUCUUUCUGUUGUGUUCAAUGAGUACCAGAGGGAAAAGAUCAUUACCAUUGCUGUUAUCCUUUGCCAAUCUAUAUCUGUGGUAGUACUAUACAGACUCUUUCUUUCUCGCAGUCUCUACUGGGAGGUUUCAUCACUGUCAUCUGUUACGCUGCCACUAACCAUGGCCAGCGGGUACAAAAGUCGAUACUACUCAUAACAGUAAACAACAAGUGUUGAACAUACAACAGUGACCAAUAUUAUAGAGAGGAGCACUCCGUUCACAUAGCCAUGUUGAUUGAGGUUGGUGACCACUGCUUUUGCACAAUGUGAAAGUGGAAACAGACCAUGUGGUCAACUGAGCUUUUAAUACCAGAUCAGCUUCAAAAACCAAACACACAAAAUCUUUUUUUUUUUUUUUUUAAA
Acipenser ruthenus (sterlet) is the source of this 1654-nucleotide messenger RNA. RefSeq names its product integral membrane protein GPR180-like. The transcript has 9 exons. The record is from RefSeq and is a predicted model, not a curated record. Gene Ontology annotation, biological process: G protein-coupled receptor signaling pathway; response to pheromone. Bases 138 to 1448 code for a protein of 436 amino acids. Lineage: Eukaryota; Metazoa; Chordata; Actinopteri; Acipenseriformes; Acipenseridae.